Molecule: messenger RNA, 676 nt
Organism: Drosophila bipectinata
Lineage: Eukaryota; Metazoa; Arthropoda; Insecta; Diptera; Drosophilidae
Gene: RpL18A
Product: ribosomal protein L18A
Biological process (GO): translation
Cellular component (GO): cytosolic large ribosomal subunit; ribosome
Molecular function (GO): structural constituent of ribosome
Source: RefSeq, a predicted model, not a curated record
GUCACGUUGACUGUCAUUUCGAUUUGACAAGCUCUUUCCGUUUCCUUUUUCCGCGAACGUCCAACAUGAAAGCCAAGGGAUUGUUGAAGGAGUACGAGGUCGUGGGCCGCAAGGUGCCAACCGAGAAGGAGCCCCAGACUCCCCUCUAUAAGAUGCGCAUCUUCGCUCCCGAUAACAUCGUGGCCAAAUCCCGCUUCUGGUACUUCCUGCGCCAGCUGCAGAAGUUCAAGAAGACCACCGGCGAGAUUGUGUCCAUCAAGCAGGUGUACGAGACAUCGCCGAUCAAGAUCAAGAACUUCGGUAUCUGGCUGCGUUACGACUCCCGUUCCGGCACCCACAACAUGUACCGCGAGUACCGUGACCUGACCGUCGGCGGUGCCGUGACACAGUGCUACCGUGACAUGGGUGCUCGUCACCGUGCCCGUGCCCACUCCAUCCAGAUCAUCAAGGUGGAGUCGAUCCCCGCCGCCAAGACGCGCCGCGUGCACGUCAAGCAGUUCCACGACUCCAAGAUCAAGUUCCCUCUGGUCCAGCGUGUGCACCACAAGGGCAACAGGAAGCUGUUCUCGUACAGGAAGCCCAGGACCUACUUCCAGUAAAAUGGAUAGGAUUUACCCGCAUCCGAUUGACUAUAACAUAGUGGUUUUUUCAAUAAAUGAGUACGUUGAAGAGUAAA